AAGGGGGCUCAGCGUGGGAAAGGGAUGGUUGAGUUUUAACCGGAGGCUGAGCGUGAGUGGGAUCAGUGUGCACGCACCGCCCGCAGCCGAGCGCCCGAGCGGCCGCUGCUGUUAACUCCUCCCUGCCCGCCGCCGCACGAGCCUCCUCGGAGCCCGCGCGCCGCCAGCAUGAAGAGAGCUCACCCAGAUUACAGCUCCUCCGACAGCGAGCUGGACGAGACCAUCGAGGUGGAGAAGGAGAGCGCCGACGAGAAUGGGAACUUGAGUUCGGCGCUGGGUCCCAUGUCCCCAACGACGUCCUCCCAGGUUUUGGCCAGAAAAAGACGGAGAGGCAUCAUCGAGAAGCGCCGACGAGACCGAAUCAAUAACAGUUUGUCGGAGCUGAGAAGGCUGGUACCCAGUGCUUUUGAGAAGCAGGGGUCUGCCAAACUCGAGAAAGCCGAGAUCCUGCAGAUGACCGUGGAUCACUUGAAGAUGUUGCACACUGCGGGAGGGAAAGGUUAUUUUGACGCGCACGCCCUGGCUAUGGACUAUCGGAGUUUGGGGUUUCGGGAAUGCCUGGCCGAGGUCGCCCGCUAUCUGAGCAUCAUCGAAGGACUGGACGCCUCCGACCCGCUUCGCGUUCGCCUGGUCUCCCACCUCAACAACUACGCCUCGCAGCGGGAAGCCGCGAGCGGCGCUCACGCGGCCCUCGGACACAUUCCCUGGGGGGGCGCCUUCGGACACCACCCGCACCUCGCACACCCGCUGCUGCUGCCCCAGAACGGCCACGGGAACGCUGCCAGCGCGGCGUCCCCCGCGGAGCCCCAUCACCAGGGCAGGCUGGCCUCCGCUCAUCCGGAGGCGCCGGCCUUGCGGGCGCCCCCCAGUGGCGGCUUGGGACCGGUGCUUCCCGUGGUGACCUCGGCCUCCAAACUGUCGCCGCCGCUGCUCUCCUCCGUGGCGUCGCUCUCGGCCUUCCCCUUCUCUCUCAGCUCCUUCCACCUACUGAGCCCUUCGACACCCACGCAGGCAGCAAACCUCGGCAAGCCCUAUAGACCGUGGGGGACGGAGAUUGGCGCUUUCUAAAGAACUGAUACGGUAGAACCAGGGAGGGGAGAGAUUAAAGUCCCAGGUCCUCCGGGACGGUUGCCAACACCACCUUAAAGUCGGCAGUCAAAGUCAGGAAGAAGGUACACGUUCAGAUAUUUUUUUCUAAAGACUAAAGGUUUGUUGGUUUACUUUUUCCUCUGAUUUUUUUUAUCACGUCAUGUAUUAGCAGUUUUUUAAAAAUUAGUUGUUAAAUUUUGUUUAAACCAUUCAUUUGAGGUAGUGGUUAUGAACACUUGUGAUCCGUUGUCCGUCCUUUACUUUGUAAACCCGUAUGUCGAAGAAUGAUUCCAUUUGCCUCAGUUGGGGGAGUCUUCACAUUAGUGUUUUGGGGGUCAGUUUCCAAGCUUGUAUAAGUUGUAAUCUUUUCUAGGAUUAAUUUCCUAAGCCAUUAUGCUCAAUGUUAACAUGAUAUUGUUAAUAUUUCUGGCAGAUGAAGGUAUUGUAUAAGUGAUAUACUUUGGGGGGGUAGGAGGGAGGGCCAGCAAAGCAUUAUAUUUCCAAACAAAGCGUUGACAAAUCAGACGAACAGCUUUAUUCUAGCAGCACUAGCUCUCUGCCUCUCAGAGCGGUGAGGUGAGCGCACAAACUUAUCAGCUGCCCUGAAUCCAGAUGACCAGCCACUGGGGUCUGCCAGGCUCUGCUCUUCUAACAUUUCGGGUUAGAAACAGCCACUGGUCAUCUAGGUUCCCAUUGGGAGCAUUGGCAGAAGCGAGACGAUUGUGUAGACCAUGCCUGCACUUUCCAGCCCCAAGCAACACUUUUCAGCCUCACGGAUCUCAAGUUCACAAGCGUUAACCUGCCUAAGUGACCCUAGUCCGAAGGUAGUCAGCUCAGUGCCUGUUAAAUGCAUUACCUGAUUUCCCCGGAACCUCCAUAUUUUCUUUUAACUGGAAAUUUUUAUGUUGUGUUUUUCUUUCGGCGCAUGAAAAUGUGGUUCUUGUGAUACUUAAAAGGGCUUCCCUGCCUUCUCAUUGAUUUUUUUUUUAAGUUGAUUUGGGCUCUAAAAGUAUCGUUUUACAGGUUUGUUCCUUUAGCAGGUAUAGUUUGAACAGCCUCCACUGAACUGGGUUUGACCUCUGUUGUACUGAUGUGUUGUGACUAAAUAAAAAGAAAACAAAAGAACAA
Meriones unguiculatus (Mongolian gerbil) is the source of this 2217-nucleotide messenger RNA. RefSeq names its product hes related family bHLH transcription factor with YRPW motif 1 (gene Hey1). The record is from RefSeq and is a predicted model, not a curated record. Gene Ontology annotation, biological process: regulation of neurogenesis; circulatory system development; Notch signaling pathway. The transcript has 5 exons. Gene Ontology annotation, cellular component: nucleus. Bases 169 to 1068 code for a protein of 299 amino acids. NCBI's taxonomy places the organism in Eukaryota, Metazoa, Chordata, Mammalia, Rodentia, Muridae. Gene Ontology annotation, molecular function: protein dimerization activity; DNA-binding transcription factor activity, RNA polymerase II-specific; RNA polymerase II cis-regulatory region sequence-specific DNA binding.